This is a messenger RNA of Rosa rugosa (rugosa rose), 933 nucleotides long. RefSeq names its product B3 domain-containing transcription factor ABI3-like. Lineage: Eukaryota; Viridiplantae; Streptophyta; Magnoliopsida; Rosales; Rosaceae. The transcript has a single exon. Bases 1 to 933 code for a protein of 310 amino acids. Gene Ontology annotation, molecular function: DNA binding. The record is from RefSeq and is a predicted model, not a curated record.
AUGGAGGAACCCUUGAAAACCCUCAAUCUCAUUGACAAGUUAACUGGAGGUGAAUUCCGCUGCCCAUCAAUUGCUAGUUGUAGUAGUAAUAGUAGUACCGAUCCAUUGGAACACCACCAACUACUUUGCCUUGCAGCUUCUUCUUUCACUCUGGAUCUAUCUUGGUGGCAGCCCCUGCCCUCCACCACAAAGAAGAGAAAAGGAAAAGAACUAGUACCGGUGGAGGAAGAGUCAGCAGCACCUAUGAAUCAUCCCAAACGUCGAAAACUAGUACUGAAUGAUCACCAGAAUAAUAGAGAGCUGAAUAAAAGAAGUGCCUUGGCAAAUAAAGAUAAUGACAACGAGAGCUGUCUUGGUCUUACUUUGGGGGUUUCUCCGGUGUCAACCACCCUGCCGGUUCAUGAUAAUCAGUUGAAGGAGAUAAGAGAAAACCGAGUAGCCGAACGUGAUGAUGACGAAAGCAUUCUUAGGCUUACUGUUGGUCCUAGUGAUCAUCAUCAUCAUCAAAGGCCGGUGGUGCACCGUAGUGACCCGGCCAUGUUCAACAUCAAGAAGAAGUUAACGCCAAGCGACCUCGGACACCUGAGCAGGCUCUUGCUGCCAAAAGAUAUGGUCAAAAGCCAUAUUUUGCCUAAUUUUGAUGAAGACUUGGUAGGAAGGAUGGAGAGUGAAGUGGGUUUGGAAGUUACCGUGUUCGACGAGGAUCGGCAAAAGGAGUAUGAGUUGAUAUUCAAAUACUUGAAAUCGUCGAGAAGUUACGUUUUCAACGGAAAGUGGACACAUGACUUUGUGAAGUUGUUAAAUCUCAACAAGGAUGAUGAGAUCGGACUUUACUUGGAUACUACUCCAUCUCCAAAACCCAAGUUCCACUUUUCACUCUUGAAACUCGCAGGCCAAGCUGACGAGGGUGCUCCUGCUCUUCAACAAGAAUAG